AUGGCGUUACAAAUUCAUCACGUCUUCCGCCCAAUUUCCCCGCCGUCACCGCCACCGUCGCUAACCAUAUCAUCGUCGUCAUGGCCGACUGAGCAAUCGAACAUCGUCGAAGAAGUUUGCCGGUCGUUCAAUCUAGUGAAAACGCCGAGUAGUAAAACCGCCAACAAAUUGAGGAAUUUGACGGUGAGAUCGAGUUUGGAGGCCUCUGGUACGACGGUGGUUGUCGGUGUGGUUACGGAAGUCGAUAAGGAUACGUUUUGGCCGAUCGUUAAUGCCGCUGGUGAUAAGUAUGUUGUUCUCCAUAUGUACACUCAGUGGUAA
This is a messenger RNA of Helianthus annuus (common sunflower), 321 nucleotides long. Its product is annotated as thioredoxin F-type, chloroplastic-like. Lineage: Eukaryota; Viridiplantae; Streptophyta; Magnoliopsida; Asterales; Asteraceae. The transcript has a single exon. Bases 1 to 321 code for a protein of 106 amino acids. The record is from RefSeq and is a predicted model, not a curated record.